This is a messenger RNA of Meriones unguiculatus (Mongolian gerbil), 2789 nucleotides long. RefSeq names its product RAD17 checkpoint clamp loader component (gene Rad17). Gene Ontology annotation, biological process: DNA damage checkpoint signaling; mitotic DNA replication checkpoint signaling; DNA repair. The record is from RefSeq and is a predicted model, not a curated record. Gene Ontology annotation, molecular function: DNA clamp loader activity; chromatin binding. Bases 274 to 2325 code for a protein of 683 amino acids. Lineage: Eukaryota; Metazoa; Chordata; Mammalia; Rodentia; Muridae. The transcript is spliced from 18 exons. Gene Ontology annotation, cellular component: nucleus; Rad17 RFC-like complex.
AUCAGCCCCGCCCCCACCCCUCAACGGCCGCGAGCGCCGGGGUCCUGACGCGACACGCCACGCCGCGCCGCGCGGCCUCAGGCGCCCCGGGACCUCGCGGCACUCGGCACCCCCGGCCCGGCCCCGCCGCGCGCCCUAACCGCAUGAUGUGAAAUAAGAGUUUCAGCAUUAAAACUGCUCGUAUGGGAUGAGUUUUUCUUUACAACAAAAGGUGAAUUAUACUUCAGUGUACUCCAGAUUGUAUGCUACUGAUGGGAACUAUUAAAGUUUAUAAUGUCAGAAACUUUCCUUAGACCAAAGGUGUCUUCCACAAAGGUAACAGACUGGGUAGAUCCAUCAUUUGAUGACUUUUCAGCAAGUACUGCCAUCACUACUAUCACUGCUUCAUCUUUAGGUUUGAAUCAUUUUAGUCACAGAAGAAAAAAUUUGCCCUCUACAGUAGAGAGUAACAGAUUGCCAUCUAGAAAAAGAGGAAAGCUGUGUUUAGAACAGACUUGUGGCCUAGAAACUUCAAAAGAACAUCUGUCUGAAAAUGAGCCGUGGGUGGAUAAAUAUAAACCAGAAACUCAGCAUGAACUUGCUGUGCAUAAAAAGAAAAUUGAAGAGGUUGAAACCUGGUUAAAAGUUCAAGUCUUAGAAGUGAAGCCGAAACAGGCUGGAUCUAUUUUAUUGGUAACAGGUCCUCCGGGAUGUGGAAAGACAACUACUAUAAAAAUACUAUCAAAGGAGCAUGGGAUUCAAGUACAAGAAUGGGUUAAUCCCAUUUUACCAGACUUCCAAAAAGAUGAUUACAAGGAGCUACUUAAUUUUGAAUCAAACUUCUAUACAGUUCCAUACCAAUCUCAGAUAGCAAUCUUCAAUGACUUUCUGUUAAGAGCCACCAAGUAUAGCAAAUUGCAGAUGCUUGGAGAUGAUCUGACAAGUGAUAAGAAGAUAAUUCUGGUUGAAGAUUUACCUAACCAGUUUUAUCGGGACUCUCAGGCACUACAUGAAAUUCUAAGGAAGUAUGUGCAGAUUGGCCGGUGUCCUCUUGUAUUCAUAAUCUCUGACAGUGUCAGUGGAGAUAAUAAUCAGCGAUUACUCUUUCCCAAGAAAAUUCAAGAAGAGUGUUCUAUUUCAAACAUUAGCUUCAACCCAGUGGCACCAACAAUUAUGAUGAAAUUUCUUAAUCGAAUAGUGACUAUAGAAGCUAGUAAGAAUGGGGGAAAAGUUGUUGCUCCUGAUAAAACUUCUCUGGAAUUGCUUUGUCAAGGAUGUUCUGGUGAUAUCAGAAGUGCAAUAAACAGCCUCCAGUUUUCUUCUUCAAAAGGGGAGAACAAUUUAUGGUCAAAGAAAAAAAGAAUGUCAUUGAAGUCGGAUGCUGCAAUAUCAAAAUCAAAGCAAAGAAAGAAACAUAGUGCUUUGGAAAAUCAAGAGAUUCAAGCUAUUGGUGGAAAAGAUGUUUCUCUCUUUCUCUUCAGAGCUUUGGGAAAAAUUCUGUACUGUAAAAGGGCCCCUUUAACAGAAUUAGACUCACCUCACUUGCCUGCUCACUUGUCAGAGCAUGAACGGGAUACAUUACUUGUUCAGCCUGAGGAAAUAGUAGAAAUGUCACACAUGCCAGGAGACUUUUUUAAUUUAUACCUUCACCAAAACUACAUAGAUUUCUUCGUGGAAAUAGAUGAUCUUGUGAGAGCCAGUGAGUUUCUGAGUUUUGCAGAUACCAUUGGUGGUGACUGGAAUACACGCUCUUUACUCAGGGAAUAUAGUACGUCUAUAGCUACAAGAGGCGUGAUGCAUUCCAAUAAGUCCCGGGGAUUCGCUCAUCGCCACGGAGGAGGAUCAAGCUUUCGACCCUUGCACAAACCUCAGUGGUUUCUAAUACAUAAAAAGUAUCGGGAAAAUUGCCUGGCAGCAAAAGCACUCUUUUUUGACUUCUGCCUACCAGCUUUGUGUCUUCAGACCCAGCUCUUGCCAUAUCUUGCUCUGCUGACCAUUCCAAUGAGAAAUAAAGCUCAGAUUUCUUUUAUCCAAGAUAUUGGAAGACUUCCUUUGAAGCGAAACUUUGGAAGGUUGAAAAUGGAAGCCCUGACUGACAGAGAGCUGGGGCUAAUAGACCCCGACACGGAGGACGAAUUCUGCCAUAAUGGAGGACAGCUUGCUCAGGAAGCUCAGGGGGAACCCUGUCAGACUGCUGAGCCAGAAACCUGGUCUCUUCCUUUGAGUCAGAACAGUGGGAGUGACCUGCCUGCCAGCCAGCCUCAGCCCUUUUCCUCCAAAGUGGACAUUGAGGAAGAAGAAGAAGAAGAAGUAAUAAUAGAAGACUAUGACAGCGAUGAGACAUAGAAAGCAGCCUGCCAAUCACAUUGCUACCUGAGAGAUUGAUGAGUUUAUUCAGUGGUACUUGAACUGCAUUAACACCGACAAUUUGUUAACUGCUCAGUUCUUUAUGGUAUUCAUCAUAAGCAGCUGAUGUCUGCCAUCGCAGGUCUCAAGAACUCAGUAUUUAGUAUUUAUUUACCCUUGUGUGGUUUCGGGAGGAGAGGUCAAGGUGUGAAGUAUGUUUGAAUGUUGUGCUAAAUAUCAGAAAAUGUGAAGGAGUAAUCCAGAAUAUACAGACUUUAUGGGAUGUUGUAAAUGUGAUUUAUAAAAGUUUAGGAGGCAAUUAUGAGUAUAAGUAAACUUUGUGCCUUAUUUGCAGUUUGCAUCUAGCUUCUCUGAUACCGUUUGGUAUGUUGUACAGUGGAAUAUUUUAGAUACUUCUGAAAAGUAAUUACAUAAUUUAUAUCAAAAUUAAAAUGUUGGAUUUC